Messenger RNA from Cylicostephanus goldi, 288 nucleotides. Lineage: Eukaryota; Metazoa; Nematoda; Chromadorea; Rhabditida; Strongylidae. The record is from the annotation of a GenBank genome assembly.
CUGCACAAAACUGUUCUAGCUCUAAGCGAACAAGGAUAUGGAAUUGGAAAACCAAGUCAUUUCUUGGGACGCUGGUUCAACCGCCUCUUCCACCGUGAGCAAAACUCCGACGAACCUGUGACAAGGUUGCCAUUCGGAAAGAAGACCAAGAGGCCGAAGCCAGGCGAUAUUCAACCUCUUGUUGACGCUAUGUUAGAAGCCGACAUCUACGCCGCUGGACCUAAAGACUAUAAGGUUGCUUACGGUAACCCAGUGUCCGGUACAACCGACCAGAGUGACAACGAGUAA